GUUCUCUUCCUAUUAUAUAUCUAAUUCCUUAACCUUUAGACAUGGACCUAGCUACACGACCCGAGCCCUUUAAAUAUCAACCUCUACGCACGGAUGAAAUAAGAUUAAUUAGUUUAAUCGUAGAGCACUCAUCGAUUAUAAGAUGUUAUCUUCAUCACGCAAGGCUCUGGCCCAACACUUCGUUCCGUGCCUUAUCAUACGUGUGGGGUAACACGGAGAACAUGAAAACAAUACUUGUCAAUGGAAGAUCGCUCAGGGUUACCGAGAACCUCCACGCUGCCUUGCUCGAAUUCAGACGGAGAUUGCUUGAGGGUCCAGAAAUACUAGUUGAUGAAGAUCCCAGAACCUUUGAUCUAUGGGUAGAUGCCAUCUGUAUUAAUCAAAUUGAUAUGGAUGAGAAAGCGCUACAGAUACCAAGAAUGGGUGAUAUAUACAGUAUGGGCGAACAGGUUGUCGCGUGGUUGGGUCCUAUUGCUCCUGAAGAACAUGACGCUGUGCAAGAAAUGACGGUGCUGUUAGAGGAUUUCGAACGCCAGGCGGGCCACCCGAAGGCCCCACUACGGGAAGUCAUCGAAAAAUAUAUCGAAGAAAGUCUGAAAGAAAACAACGCUCGGUCAGAGCUUUCUAGACUUAUGGCAACGCUAAAGCGAGUUGGCGCGAAUACAUGGUUCACGCGCAUCUGGAUUGCACAAGAAGUUGUUCUCGCUCGGGAAGAGCCGAUUUUGCUUUUGGGGCCCGUGUCCAUGAGUUUACGGGUACUUCUAUCCGCGUGGAUAUACUUAGUAUUUCGCUCGGACUAUGUCAAGUCGUCAACUCCAUUGACAUAUUUUAGACUCCGGGGAUUCUAUCUACUUCCUAACGAGGCCGAGCUUUCCAGUCUGGAUACUGCUCAUUUAGAGGAAGUUCAGGCCUUCAGUAUGCUCAGAUGGCUCGACAGAACGUAUCAAUUGAAUGCAACGGUACCCCACGAUCGUAUUUACGGGUUAUUAGGACUCUUCAGAGGCCGAUCUCGUUCAAUACUUCCCAAUUAUAACCAGCCCUAUGAGAAUGUUUAUUUUCAAUACGUGAAGUUUAUUCUCUUCAGGGCGAAGGACACCCGUGUGCUAGGGCUUGGUCCUGUCGGGGCUUUGCGUGGCGUUCCGUCCUGGGUUCCAGAUCUUAGAACGCAAGUUCCAAUUGGGGUCGAUGAUGAACCUGGAAACCCCGUCUGUUCGCAUUUUAGCUUCUCAACAUGGACAGACGUUUUGACGCUCCCGGGUAUAAUCUUAGGAACUUGCAUUUCUGUCUUUCCUACCCAACCACCCCGAACUAUGAAUGAGCCAACCCACCCGCCGAGCACGUUUCUUGACUGCGAGAAGGCGAUACUCACAGUAAGCUCAUCCAUUACAAAAAUUCCGCGUGAUCAACUUCUUCAACAAUGGCUGCGAAGUCGCGUAUCUCGAUUCUUCCAGGAUGACCCACACGAUUGGCCCGACGGCUUUGAACAGGCUUUCCUGGAUGCAUAUGAGUCCAUGAUACGGUCCAAAACUUUCAUACGUCCAAACUUCGGCAUGAGAAUUAAACCGACAAUGGACGAAGAGGCGCACGAUCUACUUCAUAGCGCGAAAUGGCAGCAGAUGAUCCUUGGGCAGGGCUCAUUUGUUCUCGAGGACGGCACAACAGGGUUUCUCUGGGGUGACCAUGCUAACCCAGAACCAGGCGAUAUACUAUGUGUAUUUCCAGCACUGACAGCUCCUAUUCUAGUGCGAUCGAAUGGUAAGUCCCAGUAUAUAAUGGUGGGCACCGUCACAUUGGACAAGUAUCCGCGAGGGCUUGACGAUAACCAAGAGGAGUAUCAAAGCUAUUGUGGACAAUUUAUGUCCAUGCAUGAGGGUGCACAAGAUAAAAUAAGUAAUUUUGAUAUAGUCUAAGUAGGCGCAAAGAGUUUUGUUCUUGUUAUAUUAUAUAUACUAUAUCUAUAAGGUAGCUUCAAUAACCCGAAUUCGAAAAUAUAUUCUCGCCAAG
Molecule: messenger RNA, 2004 nt
Organism: Hypoxylon trugodes
Lineage: Eukaryota; Fungi; Ascomycota; Sordariomycetes; Xylariales; Hypoxylaceae
Product: heterokaryon incompatibility protein-domain-containing protein
Exons: 1
Coding region: 42-1910 (622 amino acids)
Source: RefSeq, a predicted model, not a curated record